This is a messenger RNA of Daphnia pulicaria, 1541 nucleotides long. RefSeq names its product probable ATP-dependent RNA helicase DDX49. Bases 62 to 1501 code for a protein of 479 amino acids. The record is from RefSeq and is a predicted model, not a curated record. Gene Ontology annotation, molecular function: RNA helicase activity; ATP binding; nucleic acid binding. The transcript has 9 exons. NCBI's taxonomy places the organism in Eukaryota, Metazoa, Arthropoda, Branchiopoda, Diplostraca, Daphniidae.
UAGCAGACGAAAACAUAACAGUUCCAUCGACAUUCACGUGGACGAAAGUGCAAAAUAAAACAUGGAUACGACGACGAAAGCAGUUUCUAGUACCUUUAAUUCCUUGAAAAUUGACGAAUGGUUGAUAAAGCAAAUCAAAAAUUUAGGUGUUGACAAACCUACUCCAGUACAAAUCAAUUGCAUACCUGCUAUAUUAGAUGGACGUGAUUGUAUCGGAUGUGAUCGAACUGGAAGUGGCAAAACGUUUGCUUUUGCUUUACCCAUAGUUCAAACGCUGAGCAAAGAUCCUUAUGGAAUCUAUGCUCUAGUUCUGACUCCAACCAGAGAGUUGGCGUAUCAAAUUGCAGAUCAAUUUCAGAUCAUCGGGAAGCCAAUCAAUUUGCGAAUGUCAGUAAUUGUGGGUGGCAUGGGAAUGAUGGAUCAAGGCAUAGAACUUUCAAAUCAUCCUCACAUAGUCAUUGCCACACCUGGCAGACUAGCAGAUCACUUGGAAAGCUGCAAAACAUUUUCUUUUAAAACUAUUAAAUAUUUAGUGAUGGAUGAAGCUGACAGAUUACUGGAAGGGAACUUUGAUGAGCAGUUGCAGAUCAUCUUUCAAGCCUUACCCGAAAAAAGACAGACACUACUCUUUAGCGCCACCAUAACGGAUACACUGAACAAACUUCGCGAAGUUGCAUUAAAUAAACCAUUCAUGUGGUCGGCCCCGGUUGAAACUGCGACAGUGGAAGAGCUGGAUCAAAGGUAUAUUCUCGUACCAGCGGAUUUCAAGGAUGGUUACCUGGUUCACGUUGUCCAGAACUUCCGAGAAGAGAAACCCAAAGGAUCCAUUAUAGUUUUUACAGACACAUGCAGGAGCUGCCAAAUUUUGAGCAUGACUUUACUGGAACUGGGCUUUCAGAGUUUGUGCCUACAUUCCAUGAUGAGUCAACGCGAACGGAUAGCUACAUUGACAAAAUUCCGUUCGAAUACCGUCAAAAUUCUUGUGGCUACCGACGUAGCCAGCCGAGGACUGGAUAUUCCCACGGUUCAGCUUAUCGUCAAUCACAAUGUUCCUUCAAACCCCAAAGAAUACGUUCAUCGCGUCGGUCGUACUGCUCGUGCCGGUAGAGGCGGUUUUUCACUGACGUUAAUCACCCCCAACGAUAUCAAACUGCUCCAUGCUAUUGAAGGGCGCAUUUGUAAAGAGCUUAAAGAGUUCAAGAUUAAAGAAAAAGAAGUUGUUAAAAUCUUGACUCAAGUGGCUGUAACGAAAAGAGAGCAGGAAAUCAACUUGGACGAGCAAGAUUUUGGUGAAAAGAAAAGAAUUAAUAAGAGGAAGAAAUUGAUAGAGAAAGGGCUUAGUCCUGAAGAAGCCGAUCGCGAAAUCGAGGCUGAUAUCGAGUGGAAAAGGAGGAAAGGAGACAAGAAUUCUAAAUUUAAAAAAAGCAGAGACUCCCGCAAAAGGGAUUCAGAAGAAGCUUCAACCUCAUCUGCCACAAAUAUUCCUGUUGAAUCAGAUUAACGCUUGUAAUAUUAACGACGAAUACAAUUCUCAAAUCGUU